Molecule: messenger RNA, 1479 nt
Organism: Prorocentrum cordatum
Lineage: Eukaryota; Dinophyceae; Prorocentrales; Prorocentraceae
Source: the annotation of a GenBank genome assembly
GACGAACUCAUCACGCUCCGGCACCUGCGCCUGACGCUGUCGCCCGUGAGCGCGUACUGCUACUACCUCGACCCGGCGACGGAGGUCGUGCUGGAGUCAGCCUCGACCCUGUCGGUGUCCAGUUCGCUGCUGGCGCUGGACCUUCGAGAGGAGAAGACGGCCGAGGAGCGGUGCGCGAAGAUGCCGUACGAGGAGUUCCUGGCGCUCUUGCGACGACACCAGGUGCCCCUGUCCAAGUUCGGCCGCGGCAGCGCCAAGAGCCUGCAGGAGUUCUACGACGCCGUCGUGCGCGACCAGAAGUCGUACCUCAUCGUCCACGGGGGCCUGCUGGAGCGGGUCGUCGAGCUGGUGAGAAUAUCGCUGCGCACCAGGGGCCCCGGCAACCGCAUGCACGAGCUGAAAAUCCGGUCCGAGCCCAACGCUGAGGGCGGCACCAGGAGCAGGAAUCAGCCGCUCGCCAUGGUGAUAGACCAGUCCAUGGCGGGCAAGUGGCAGGAGGCCAGCCAGCGGUGCUUCGAGGUGAAGCUCGGCUUGAGCCUGAAGGAGCAGCAGGCCUACUUCACCGUGGACCGGAGCGCCUACUCCUUCCAGGAGGACAGGUCGCACUCGGAGACCAUCCCGGGCAUCAUGACCACCUACAGGAAGCACGGCAUGGCCCUGGGCGUCAAGGACAAGGGUUCCUGCCGGCUGGUGCAGCGGGUGCCCGCCGACCAGAUUGACGCCGGCUUUGCCUGCGAGUGCCGCUGCUCGUUCCGUCGCGCGGCGGAGGGCGCCCCGCUCCGCGCGAGGGUCCACUCCAAGCAGUGGCGAGGCGCGCGCACGUGGUGCUGCCGCUCGCUGGCGCCGCUCUGCCGGGAGCGCCGCUGGCGCGAGGAGGUGAGCCUCGUGCAGCCGACGGCCGCGCAGCCCAAGUACCUGCGGCUCGAUGGUUUUGCGAUGCUGCCUGCGGGGCCCGCAGGGCAGGGACCAGGAGUCCUGGCCUUCUGGCCCUCCACGUCGGUCCUGAAGAAGUGGCAGAUCGACCCGUUGCGGACCGGGCCGGGGCUGGCCGUGGCGAGACCGGGCAAUCGCGUGUCUCGGAUGCAGCGCCCCCGGCUUUCUGGCCACGCGGUGGCUGCAGUCGCGGCAGCGCGCCCGGCCGGGCUUUCCGUGGAGGUGCCCCCGCUCGUGCCACCGCUGCCUGGGAUCCGGCCAGCCUCGUCGCUCGUGGCCACGCCGGCCGGGCCGGAGGGGAGCGAGGGCCCGCUGCACGAGCUGGUCCUGGCGGUCUCCGCAGGUGCUUGGUGCAACGAGGGCCCGCGGGGUGAGGACGAGGGGGAGGUGGAGCACCACGACAACGACGAGGACGAGGACGACGAGGACGACGCCUCGCUUGGCCAGGCGAAGAAAGAGCAGCUGGCGAAGCUAGGCCUCCCAGAAUGCAGCGACUUCACCACCGAGACGGCGGAUGGGCACACCCUGUGGACGUGGGGAGAGUAG